AUGUCUUCGAGAAAGAAGGUUCUCCUCAAGGUCAUCAUCUUGGGGGACAGCGGCGUCGGCAAGACCAGCUUAAUGAACCAAUAUGUCAACAAGAAGUUUAGCGUGAGCUACAAGGCCACCAUCGGCGCCGAUUUCCUGACACGAGAGGUCCUGGUCGACGACAGACAAGUCACCAUGCAGCUUUGGGAUACCGCCGGGCAGGAGCGCUUCCAGUCUCUGGGCGUGGCCUUUUACCGCGGCGCCGACUGCUGCGUCCUGGUGUACGAUGUCAACAAUGCCAAGAGCUUCGAGGCCCUCGACAGCUGGAGGGACGAGUUCCUGAUCCAGGCGUCGCCCCGUGAUCCUCCCAACUUUCCAUUCGUUGUUCUCGGGAACAAGAUUGAUGUUGAGGAAAGCAAGCGAGUGAUCUCAAACAAGAGGGCUAUGACCUUCUGUCAGUCCAAGGGAGAUAUUCCUUACUUUGAAACCAGUGCCAAGGAGGCCAUCAACAUCGAUCAGGCAUUCGAAGUCAUCGCACGAAAUGCCCUUGCCCAAGAAGAGUCGGAAGAGUUCAGCGGCGAGUACGACGACCCCAUCAAUAUCCACAUCGACAACGACCGAGACGGGUGUGCCUGCUGA
Messenger RNA from Hirsutella rhossiliensis, 618 nucleotides. RefSeq names its product ras family domain-containing protein. The transcript has 7 exons. The record is from RefSeq and is a predicted model, not a curated record. The coding region runs from base 1 to 618 and encodes 205 amino acids. NCBI's taxonomy places the organism in Eukaryota, Fungi, Ascomycota, Sordariomycetes, Hypocreales, Ophiocordycipitaceae. Gene Ontology annotation, cellular component: late endosome; fungal-type vacuole membrane; phagocytic vesicle. Gene Ontology annotation, biological process: regulation of vacuole fusion, non-autophagic. Gene Ontology annotation, molecular function: GTPase activity; GTP binding.